AUGGGUGCCCUAUUCUCACGCUUUCGAUCAAAGACUGAGGACAAUUAUGAAAAAAUCUUAUCUGAGCUCGACGAAAACAUUCGAAGAGCUGAGAUUCGACUUCGUGAAAUAAGAAUCCGAGAACGUAAUGCACUGAUAAUUUUGAUCGUAUACUCGCUAAUAGCCUAUGUCACAUAUGUGGCAGGUUAUUGGUAUUUUGUAUACAUGUCUACCGAAGAAGAAGAAGGUUGGGACCUGCUAAAAUUGGCGCCCGUCUUCACGGGUCCUUUUCUCAUAGUGAUUGGUUAUAAAUUUGAGACUUUGUGGUAUAGACGAAUAGAGUCAAAUGAACAGGCCCAGCUAGAACAACUCAGAGCAAAACAAAAGCUCAAAAUUGAGGAGUUGAAGAAAAAGACAGCUUAUUAUGUUACAAAGAACUUGGUAGAACGUUAUGAUUCUCCAAAAGAAGCAAAUCAAUCAGUCCCACAUCCACCGCAGGGGCAGAAAGGAGUUGUUUUAAGGCCUGGUCAGCAAAUCAAUCCCAACUUGAGGCAACGUUUGCCACCUAAUUCCCAGACUCCUCAGACUCCUCAGACAUCUCAGACAUCAUCUGAUCAUAAAGAUAUCAAUGAAGAAAAAACGAAUGUGAUUUCAGCAGGCGUGGGCGGAAACGAUUCGUUUCCGAGCAAUUAUUCUACAAAUUCACCAAGUUCAAUAACGCCUGUGCAACGACGUUGGUACGAUAAGUUAGUGGAUAUUCUCGUUGGCGAAGAUGAACAGAAGUAUGCAUUGAUCUGUCAAAAAUGUUUCACAUGGAAUGGACUGACAUUUCCUGCCGAUUUUGAGGACGUUCAAUAUAUCUGUAAAAAUUGUAACCACUUUAAUCCUUCUCGACGAAGUCAACGUAAUGGCAUUUCCUCUCUUGAUGGACCACAGAAUAUUUCAAGUAUCUCUAAUGGAACAAAUGGUAUCAACGAUACUAAUGUCAGUAACUUCAGCAUGAGUAAUGGACGUGUCGAUCAAAUAAGCGACCACUCUAAGUUGGUUGAUCUUACAACCCCAAGAAGGGGACUGGCUGUCAGCAAAAGAUUGGCAUCAAGAUCUAACAGUAGGAGAAGGAGAAGCAGUCGUAGUCAGAAUAGACUUGGCAAUCGCCAAGGAAGCGAUGAUGAUAACAAACCGUAUGUCAUUGACGACGACGGUAUCAACGGUAUCAACGUUCGUGAGGAGUGA
Acaulospora morrowiae is the source of this 1212-nucleotide messenger RNA. NCBI's taxonomy places the organism in Eukaryota, Fungi, Glomeromycota, Glomeromycetes, Diversisporales, Acaulosporaceae. The record is from the annotation of a GenBank genome assembly.